AUGGGAAAUGAAAUGUUGCGCGACAUCUCAGGCGGGCAGAAGAAGCGCGUCACCACAGGCGUGUCCCUCGUGGGCCCCAAGCAAGUUCUCCUGAUGGACGAGAUCAGCACGGGGCUGGACUCGUCCGCCACCUUCCUCAUCACGCGCUGCCUGCGCCAUCUCACGCACCUCCACUCUGCCACCACGCUCGUCGCCCUCCUGCAGCCCGCCCCCGAGACCUACGAGCUCUUCAACGACGUGCUGCUGUUCUCCGAGGGCCACGUUGUGUUUCACGGGCCCAGGGAACACGUGGUGCCGUUUUUCAACCAGCUGGGCUUUGAGUGCCCAGAGAGGAAAGGCGAGGCGGAUUUCCUGCAAGAGGUGACGUCGAUGAAGGACCAGGGGCAGUACUGGAAGGGGGGGCGGGCAGCCAGCCUGCCCUACCCCAAGGAGAAAAGCCCUCCCGGCGCCCUUGCCCACAAGCGCAACGCCCUCCCAACAUCUGAAAUGUUUUGUGCAGUCUUCGAGCGCGAGUUUCUCCUCAUGAAGCGCAACACGUUCCUCUACGUCGCUCAGACCAUCCAAAUCAUCCUCAUCGCACUCGUCACCAUGACCAUCUUCUUCCGCACCACGCUUGACAUCUCCCUGCAAGACGGCAACUACUACCUCUGCGCCAUGUUCUUCGGGCUCAUCAUGAUGCUCUUCAACGGCUUCACCGAGCUCACGUUGCUUGUCCUGCGCCUGCCGAUCUUCUACCGCCAGAGAGACACGUUUGUAUACCCCUCGUGGGCGUGGGAGGUCCCUAUGGAGCUGCUCUCGCUGCCUUCUCCGCCUGGGCGUCCAUCAUCUGGACUGCCGUCACCUACUAUGUCAUUGGCUUUGCACCCAAACCGGGCAGGUGAGCGGAUGGAAGGGAAGGUGAGCGGAUGGAAGGGCAGGUUCUUCAUGCAGAUGUUUCUAUUCUUCCUCAUCCAUCAGGUCGCCAUGUCCCUCUUUCGUCUCAUAGGAGCGCUGGGGCGCAGCAUGGUGGUGGCCAACACCUUCGGCUCCUUUGCUCUCAUCCUCCUCUUUCUCCUUGGUGGCUUCGUUCUCGCUAAGGGUGAGUGGUGCGCUCGCUUCUAUAACGAGUACGUAGGCAACAUUCACAAUGUGUGGAUAUGGGCGUAUUGGAUCUCGCCCCUCAUGUACGGCCAGAACGCCCUCGCUGUCAACGAGUUCCUCGCCCCCCGCUGGAAUGUGUCGGCAGGUCCACUCUUCCCCCCAACGGCCACCAUGGGCCAGGUGCUGUGA
Closterium sp. Naga37s-1 is the source of this 1269-nucleotide messenger RNA. The record is from the annotation of a GenBank genome assembly. NCBI's taxonomy places the organism in Eukaryota, Viridiplantae, Streptophyta, Zygnematophyceae, Desmidiales, Closteriaceae.